Messenger RNA from Caenorhabditis auriculariae, 767 nucleotides. The record is from the annotation of a GenBank genome assembly. Lineage: Eukaryota; Metazoa; Nematoda; Chromadorea; Rhabditida; Rhabditidae.
AUGGACGACCGGCCACUGCUACAUCAGCAGGAAAUAAAAAAGGUCCGCGACUUCACCAGUAAAAAUCCGAGAAGAUCUUUGAGAAAACUCCCUGAAAAGAUGAAUAUAAGUUCGAAGAGCGUCCGGAAAAUUUUCACGGAUAAACUACAUAUGAAGCAGUUAAAGAUACAAAAAGCACACAUCCUGAGCAAUCCGAUGAAAGCCACAAGGGUCGAUCGAAGUCGCGAGUUGCUUUUUCGUUUCUCGCUGGCGGAGCUCCGCGAUAUCGACUUCAAAGAUGUAAAAAAUUUUACGGUUGAAGAAGCCGUGAAUCUUCAAAGGUAUUGGAUCAUUGUCACCAAAGUCCAAGCUUCCAAUUUUAGUUGAAGAAUUGUCAGUCUCAUGAGCCAUCCUUUUCCGGUCAUCGUUCGGGCUCCAAUCACGCAACAAGCAAGAUUCUUUUGGUUUUCGUGCCGCAAAACGUCAAGGUCAACGCGUACAGCUAUGAAAAAGACGUUUUGCAAAAGGCACUGCUCCCAUGAGUCGGGUGAAACUUUGGAGACCGGCCAUGGAAUUUCCGACAAGAAUGAGGGGCCGAGAUCCUUAAACAAUGAUGCAAGACGUGGCUUUCUGGCUUCACGGACUCUUCAGAAUGGCCGCCCUAUUCGCCGGAUCUGAAUCCGAUGUACUACUCCGUAUGGAACGUUCUGGAGUCCAAAGCUUGUACUUCACCACAUCAGAAGAUCGAGCCUCUGAAGGCCUCCCUUGAGCAGAAUGGGCCCGAAUAG